UUUUACCCUAAUUAUCGGUAUCGCCUCGUCUGUUCGCUCUUCCCCUUUCGGGAGAGAUUGGUGGUGAUCGGCGAUAGCGAUCGUUGAUCGUCGGUCGUGGCCGCUCGACUACUUCGGCUGGCGUAUCUUCUUUUCUUGCUGUCAAAUUCUUGAUUGAUGCUCCAUCUUUGCUCAGCAUUACAAAAUAGGAUUGGAUUCAAAGCAAGUUGCAAUGACAAAAGAUUUGAUAUUUCGUGAAGUUUUGAAAGCUGUUUUCCCUUUACUUGAUGGUGAAGACUUGAUUUCUUGCAUGCUAGUAUCUCGACUAUGGAGAGAGAUUGCUAGAGAUGACUACUUUUGGAAGUCUGUUUGUGCCAGAAGAUGGCCUUCCAUUUGCAAAAGUCGUCCUCCAUCGAUAAGCUACCACAAGUUUUUCGUGACAUUUUCCAGACCCCAACCUCCUCAGCCCCUUCCCCCAGCAAGGCUUUCUUUCGAUGAUUUGGAAUUCUAUAUUGAUCUAUGGUCUGAGCAAAGUGUGAUAUUCUCUGAAGCUGUCUCAGGUAACGUCCUCCUGAAAGGUAUAAAGAGCCCACCUGCAGGGAUACCUGACACUCUCAAGCUUCAUUUGGACAGCAAUGACUACAAGAUGAUCAUGCAGGUCGAGCCAAGGUUUUCGCUGUCACUGGGCCGGAUGAUUAGUGUCUCUGUGCUUGUGAGUCGCAAAGACACAGAUCAAAUCGCACAAAUUGUAAACCAAUCCCACUUCGGAUAUGUCGACGGCAAUGCAUUUCGUGCGCUAGCUUAUGACUACUUGCAUUUUUCACCGGGGCAUCCAUUCAUUUCUGGAAUCAGGGCAUGGGUGUCCUUGUUGUUCAUGGCUAACAGUGCUCUCAGAAUCAACGAUGUGUUUGGGAUCGAGAUAGACUUCUGUGAUGCUGCAAGCUCCGAGAAUGAAGUCCUGUGGCUUCUCGACAUGCUUGAUUGGAAAUAAGCAAUCGAUUACAUUCUUUGAUGUAUUUUAAAUAACUAUAACCAUCAAUCUGGAUUUGAGGAAUGUAAGAAGGAGAUCGACCGUCACUGUAAUAUAGCAAUACUGUAAGCAAAACCUGCCAUUUAUAAAUUGUUCUAUGUUGUAAAUCAGGUUAUUUUAAUUAAUUUAAGUAAAUUAUAUCUA
Molecule: messenger RNA, 1153 nt
Organism: Zingiber officinale
Lineage: Eukaryota; Viridiplantae; Streptophyta; Magnoliopsida; Zingiberales; Zingiberaceae
Product: F-box protein At5g39250-like
Exons: 2
Coding region: 212-970 (252 amino acids)
Molecular function (GO): protein binding
Source: RefSeq, a predicted model, not a curated record